Trypanosoma cruzi is the source of this 3045-nucleotide messenger RNA. RefSeq lists its product as uncharacterized. The transcript has a single exon. NCBI's taxonomy places the organism in Eukaryota, Euglenozoa, Kinetoplastea, Trypanosomatida, Trypanosomatidae. The coding region runs from base 1 to 3045 and encodes 1014 amino acids. The record is from RefSeq and is a predicted model, not a curated record.
AUGAACCGCAGGCAUAGCGGUGGUGGGGACACCCACUACAAAAUGUGCAAGAAGAUUGCUCAGCUGACAAAAGUCAUUUACCAACUGAAUACGCAGAAUGAAGACUACGAUGCGAGGAAUGCUGAGAUGCGCCGGAGACACGAGGAGGAGCUGCGUACAGUCUGCAGCGAAGCAGAACUUCGUGUGGAGGGGUUGCGGAAGGCUUUUCGUGAGGAAGAGGAAAAACGCAAUGGUGCGGUUGAGGCAAUGAAGCGUGGGUACAUGGUGGAGCUUCAGGAGGCAAAGGAUGCAUACGCACGGAAAUCUGCCUCCAUGGUGGAUGAACUUUCUGCCAGCAAGAAAAGAUUUGAGGAGGUGAUCGCAGAGGUGAGGGGAAAGGCACUGGAGGAGGCAGCCAAGAAAUCCGCGGCAAAAGAAGCGGAAACGGCGGCGUUGUGCGCGGCAAAGGACGAGGAAACAGCGAGGCUAAGAGCAUCAAAGGAGCAGGAGAUUUCAAACUUGGUACGGGAAUAUAACGAGCGGUACAAGGCGAUGUUGGCUGAGCAAAUGGAUGCUAGAGACACAUUGGAAGAAAAGCUGCAGCUGCUGCAGUCGCAGCUUGAUGCUGCCGCCGCGGCCCAUGCAGAGGAAUUGCAAAAAUGGGAGCAAAAAUUGCAUGAUUCCAAUAAUGUUGCCACAAGUACGUCUGCGGAGUUGUCGCGGUGGAAGGAGGACUGUCGGUGUCGCGAAGCGGAGGUAAGCAGGCUUCAGCAGGAGUGUGACACGUUACAUCGUCGUCUUGAUGCCGAGAGUAAUUCAUUGGGUGUGUCGCGUGACGUUGAGGCGACACUGCGGCAGGACGCGGAACUGUUGAGGACGCAUCUAAAGGAAGUGCAAGAGGAGCGUGACAAACUGGAGCGAGCACUGAGCGAGAAAACGACGGGGCUCACCAAGGCUUCUGCCGACAUAACAGACUUAGAAAACCAAAAGAGUCUGCUGGAAACUCAACAAAGCCAUCUUUUGCAUGACCUCAAUGAUGCAGAGAAGGAAAACCAGCAGUUGUUGAGUCGGGUCGAAGCACUCGACCGUCGCGUGCUGGAGCUGGAGGAGGCGAAGAAGGCGGCGGAGCAAGAAAUUGAGCGAAGAAAUCGGGCGGAACGAUUACUGGAGGAACGCUGUGACGAGUUAGGACAAAAUGCCUCCGAACUUGUUAAGAAACAUCAGGAAGAAAUUAACGCGCUUCAAGCAAAACAUGAAAAUGCUCUUUUCGACAUCCAUUUGGCGUCGCAGAAGUCGAAUGACGUGUUCGUGACCCAACUUCGGCGUGAAAAGGAGGAGCUGAUUAGUCACCACACACAGGAGUUGCGACGGCAGCAGGAGCAGCACGAUCAGCAAAUAGAAAACCUGACACGUGAGCAUGAAAAGGUUCUUUUGGAUCUUCGUGGUCAGUUGUCAAGUGCUGAUAGUGUCGGGGGAGACCUACGCGUCACCGUCGCGCAGCUGCGGGAAACCGUUGUCAAACUCGAAGAGGAGUUAAAUGCCGCAAAGAAUGAAAUUCGGGUGGUUGUCAAACAGAAAAAUGAAUUGGCAGCGAAAUGUGAGGCAAUGAGGGGUGACCAUGCGCGGCGAAUAGCGGAGAUGGAGGCACGUAUGAACGCCAGUAUGAAUGCCGAGCGGGAAGUGCAAAUUGGAAAGAGAGAUGCGCUUGAGGCGGAGAUUGCUUCCCUUCGCAAUAAGCUCCAGGCCGAUGCGGAAUCGAGCGAACGGAACUGGGAAAGCAAAAUUAGGGCACAAGCAGAAGAGUACGAGAGCCGUUUGCGACAACUUCGUGAAGAGCAUAAUAACAGGCUGCGUCAUCUUACGGAGUUGAACAAUUCAGCCAACGCACAACUAGAGGCGAGACACCAAGAGCAGAUUCGCAACCUCAUGGAGGCGGCUAAGCUACAAAAGGAGGCAGAACGUAAAGAAUCGCAUAGCGAGAGAAAAGAGUUUGCUAAGCAGUUGCAGCGAAGUGAGGGGGAACUGCAGCGGGCGAAGGAUCAACUGGACGCUAUGCGGCAAAGCGCAAAGGAGCAUGCAACUCGAUUCUAUGAUGAGAUACAGUCACAGAGGCAGUACAUUGCAAAGUUUACCGCCGAUUAUGAACUCCUACAAGAGGAGCUCCAAAAGUCCAAUGAUGAGCUUCAUGGCUUGCGUGAGGAGUAUGCCCAGCUUGAGAAGGAGAUGCGUCUGUGGAAGGGCCGUGAGUGUGACGCUCGUCAGGCGUUGGAGCGGCUGGAAGAGGCGUCAUCCCGAUCGAUGAAGGAGGUGGAAGCGCUGCACCGAGAUUAUGUCUCGAGUAUGGAGGAGAAGUUUUUGCAGAAGACGCAGGCCGCUUUGGCUGAGCUCCGUGCCAGUUUGACAGCAGAACGUAAUGCAGUGCAACUGCGAGCCGAUGGAGUGAUCGCGGCCGCGCGGCAGAAGUGCGCCGACCUCCAGGAGGAGGUGAAGAGUCUAAACCUCAAGCUAGACGCAUCUGUGCACGAUAUUCGGAAACGCACGGAGGAGCUCGAACGGGAGAAAAGUAGCAAGGAGGCGGCGCAUCGUGAGUUUACCGCCACGUUGGAGGCGAUGCGGCGCGAUUUUGAAGAUGAAAAGGAGAGCCGGCGCCGCGACACGGAGAAUCAGCUGAAAGAAAUAUCAACUAACCACAAGACGAUCAUUGAUGAUCUCAUGGGGCAACACGAUGAGGAGCGAACGACACAAAACGAUGUCAUACGGAAGUUGCAGGCGGCACUCGAUGAACUGCGGUAUCGUUAUGAGUACCGCGAGUCAAGAGAAGAAGAUGUCGCGAUGAUUAACCGUCUUAUGAGGGAAAUAAAGCAGAAGGAUCAGGCGCUGGAAAAAGCGAUACACGAUAUAAAGAUGUAUAAACUGGAGCUUAUCAAUCGCGAGGAGAAUUAUAACAAGGUCUUUGGACGACGGCCGCUUGUCGAGCCCGGCUCUCCAGCUGACAAGGCACCGCGGCUGCAGCAGGGGAUGCGAGAAAACCGAGAUCGACCAGAAAGGCGAGCAACGCAGCAGUAA